This is a messenger RNA of Lecanosticta acicola, 2210 nucleotides long. The record is from the annotation of a GenBank genome assembly. NCBI's taxonomy places the organism in Eukaryota, Fungi, Ascomycota, Dothideomycetes, Mycosphaerellales, Mycosphaerellaceae.
AUGUCACGCAACGAAAGCAACAAGAUCUACAGCGCGGUGCGCAUGUCAAGAUACCCUUCGUGCGCAGAACAAUCUACUGACAGGCUUCAUCUCCAGACCUACAGCAAUGUGCCUGUCUACGAGCUCGUCGUCGCCGGCAAUCAGGUCAUGCGACGCCGCUCCGACGACUGGAUCAAUGCAACCCACAUCCUCAAAGUCGCCGACUACGACAAACCAGCGAGAACACGGUGAGGAAGCCUCUGGCAUCGCCCAUUCCGAGCAUGUACUGACCGGCAGUAGCAUCCUAGAAAGAGAGGUGCAAAAGGGCGUGCAUGAAAAAGUACAAGGCGGAUACGGCAAAUACCAAGGUCGGUUUAAUCUCGAGCUGAAGAGCUACCGGGUGGACAAUAGCUUACGUUAUGAUAGGAACUUGGAUUCCUCUCGUGGACGGCAGAGAGCUUGCAGCCAAGAACAACGUCCUCGACAAAUUGAGACUAAUCUUCGACUUCGUGCCCGGCGACAGAAGUCCACCGCCAGCACCCAAGCAUGCGACGGCUUCAUCAAAGCCUCGACAACCACGAGCUCCUGCGAAGAGACAAGCAGUCUACCCGCCACCUCAUGCGCAGGAUUACGAUGCAUUGGACACGAGCACGCAGGAUGUCGAUGGUCCGGAUGAUGGAUUAACAGUAGCUUCUGGGUCUCCCUAUGACGAUUACGACGAGUCCCAGUACCUUGGAGCUCGCAAGCGGAGACGAAUUGAAGAUCAAAUGUCUCAGGCCGACAAAGAACACCAGUUGUGGGCAGAGGAGCUCCUGGAUUACUUCGUACUUCAAGAUGAGCCGGAAGACUCGAGAGCGGAUGCUCCUCCACCGCCGGCUAACGUAGACGUAAAUCGUCCCAUUGAUGACAAGGGAUACACAGCGCUCCACUGGGCAUCGGCCAUGGGCGAUCUCGAACUUGUCAAAGACCUCGUACGUAGAGGUGCCAGCAUCGACGUGCAAGCACGGAGCGGGGAGACGCCUCUGAUGCGCGCUGUCUACUUCACCAACAACUACGACAAGAAGAGCAUGGAUCGCCUUGCAGGACUCCUGAUGCGAACCGUGAACAUGCAAGAAUGGUCCGGCAGCACCGUCUUCCAUUACAUCGCUAAUUCAACGGAACGCAAAAGCAGAUAUCAGAUCGCGCGGUACUACAUGGACUGCAUAUUGAACAAGAUGGGCGAGGUGAUUUCUCAAGACGCCAUCAUGCGCAUACUGGACACCGUCGAUCAAAAUGGAGACACCGCCAUCACCAUCGCUGCUCGAAAUGGGGCUAGGAAAUGCGUGCGCAGCCUCAUAGGAAGAGGUGCAUCCGUUGACAUACCAAAUGUACAUGGGGAGACUGCCGACCAGCUGAUCGUGCAGCUCAAUCACCGACGCCAGGAGCGACAUAACAGUAACCGCCAGCUCUCGUCUUCUCCGUUUGGUGGCGAGCAGGCCACGGGCAGUAUGGCAGCUGGUGGACCGGUUCAGUCUGUCAAUGGAGUAAAUGGAAGCUUCUCCAUGGAUCCUCUCUCGCAAUCAUCCUUGAAUGGGAAUACUCAAGCGGACGGCGCCACCGAAGUUUACAAAUCUGAAUCUGCUCUCGCGCUCACUUCUUCGAUUAUGCCGGUCUUGUUCCACAAGGCCAAGCAGCUCGCCAUCAGCAUUGACGCCGAGGUCGCAGAAAAAGAGGCUGAGCUGGCCGAGGCCGAACGUCUAGCUGCCAUGCGUCGCCACGAGAUAGAAAUCCUGAGACGACAAGCUGAAGAGAUUCGCGCGAAGGAGGAGGAACAGGUCGCGGGUGCGGAAGGUGACGACGAGCUCAUUGCCGAACUCAGUGAACUCAUGGAAGAGUGUGAAGGACUCACGCAGGAAGAGCAAGACGCCGCACUGAGAGAGCUGAUCGAGCAGGAGGAGCAAGCACAGCGAGACUCACCGCCGGCCGAUUUAAUGGUGGACGACGAAGACGAGUCCGACACUUAUAAGCUGGCGCUAGUUCGUGAGCUUCACGAGCUGCUCGAGAAGCGCAAGAAUCUGUUCAAGACCAUUGUUCAGAAUCUGUCUGUGGCAGGUCUCGGCGACAAGCAGGGGGAGUACAAGCGACUUAUUACUGGCGCACUCGGAGUGCGAGAGGAGGACGUGGAGGGUAUGCUGCCGGACAUCGUGUCGGAGUUGGAAGACUGGCAGCUGGAGAACGUCAAUGUCGCAUAG